AUGGCAUCAGAAUCAGAAGGGCAUAUGAACCCCACCAAAGAGACAAAGCAAUCACAAGCAGCAAGUAAAAGAGUGUGGAGUGAGGAUGAAGAGAUUUUAAUCCUAAAAACUGCAAUCGAAUUUUCAAGCAAAAAAGGAGUGGACCCAACUGCCCUUGGCCACAGAACUCUUUUUUUUAACUUUAUCAAACAAUCAUUUUCCAAUGAUUAUUCCAAACGCCAACUUGUCAAAAAAUUGAAGAGCUUGAAGAAAAAAUUUCAGAGUAAUUUUGUCAAAGGUAAGGCCAUUGCUACUCCACAUCAAAACAAACUGUUUGAGCUUUCACUUAGCUUAUGGGGAAGCAACAAAGCUAAUUGUACGAGUGGGAAGGAGGUUUCAAAAAUUAUUUGUAAAAAGCUAAAUAUUUGGUUGGGAAAGAAUGUUGUUAGGGAAGUGAUUAAACAUAAAGGAGAAGGUAAAAUGUUAGAGUUGUUGCGGCAAUGGAAGGAAGUUGAAGAAAUGGAAUUGGAGCUGAGCUUGAAGAGGGCAGAGUUGGUGAUGUUUGAAACUCAGAUUAUGUUAGAUAAGUAUAAGAAAUCUCCAUCUAUGCUCUGA
Mangifera indica (mango) is the source of this 594-nucleotide messenger RNA. RefSeq names its product probable transcription factor At1g61730. Gene Ontology annotation, cellular component: nucleus. Bases 1 to 594 code for a protein of 197 amino acids. Lineage: Eukaryota; Viridiplantae; Streptophyta; Magnoliopsida; Sapindales; Anacardiaceae. Gene Ontology annotation, biological process: regulation of DNA-templated transcription. The transcript has a single exon. The record is from RefSeq and is a predicted model, not a curated record.